AUGGAAUCCAGGAGUGCACUGGCGGGAAAGCUUCAAGCUGCAUUAUCGUCUAGAGACGAGAGAUGGAUCCGUCGACGACUUCCAGAUCCAAACACAUCAUCCUCGAAUUCGCCGUUGAUCGACUUUAACUCAAAUGAUUAUCUAUCUCUCUCAGCCUCAUCAAAGUUGCGUUCCCACUUUCUCAACAAGCUCGCAGAGUCCCCUGACGUGCUAGGAUCUGGGGGAUCGAGGCUGCUUGUUAAUGGACGCGCUCACGCAGCGUUGGAAGCUCGUCUGGCCGAAUUUUUUCGCUCAGAGACCGCCCUCUUGUUCAACUCCGGGUUCGACGCCAACGUCGGAUUCUUCUCGUGUAUUCCUCAAGCGGGGGAUGUGGUGGUCUACGAUGAGUACAUACACGCAUCUGUCCACGACGGCGUUCGAUCUUCGCGUGCCAGGGAUGCCCAGUACUCGUUCAACCAUAACUCGAUGACCGACCUCCGGCAAGUUUUGUACCGUUUGAGGGAGGAAAAGGCCGCUUUGCGUACUGCAAAAAGCAGUCUGUUUCUCGCGGUGGAAAGCUUGUACAGCAUGGAUGGAACGUUUGCGCCAUUGAAGGAGAUUGCGGACAUAUUGGACGAGGUUUUCCCUCUCAAAAAUGGAUAUCUGGUGGUGGAUGAGGCUCACUGUACCGGGAUAUAUGGACCACAAGGCAGGGGACGCGUUGCUAUGCUCGGAUUGGAGGGCAGAGUACUGGCGAGGUUGCAUACAUUCGGAAAAGCACUGGCUGCGACAGGAGCGGUGGUAAUCACAAAUACCCUUAUUAGAGAUUAUCUAUUAAAUUACGCGCGAUCGCUUAUUUAUACUACAUCUCUCAGCUAUGCGAACAUAGUAGCUGCAGACUGUUCCUUUGAUAUGUUAAUUGACGGCACUGCUCAGCACUUGUCCAACCAUCUGUUCGAACUAUCCACGUACUUUACCGAUACUCUCCGUCCCCUCCUCAUAUCCAAAAAUAUCCCGGCAGCGCUUGUCUCCUUGCCAUCCCACCUUCAUCUCCCGCCCGCAUCCUCCCCACAACCCCCUUCCCCGAUCAUACCCGUUCUAACUCCCCAUCCACGCCCACUCUCCGCGUAUCUCCUCGCCCUGGGCAUGAAUGCACGACCUAUCACCUGGCCGACGGUGCCCAAGGGAAAAGACCGCGUGAGGGUGUGUUUGCACGCAGGAAACACCAAACAGGAUGUGGAUGCCUUAAUUAAGGGGAUCGUGGCGUGGGCACUGGAGACUAUGAAAGGGGACUCGUCUGACAAGGCUAUUCUAUCGACUAGAAAGGUUGCGCUCCAUGGACUAUUAGAGAGCAAAUUGUGA
Molecule: messenger RNA, 1341 nt
Organism: Psilocybe cubensis
Lineage: Eukaryota; Fungi; Basidiomycota; Agaricomycetes; Agaricales; Agrocybaceae
Exons: 3
Coding region: 1-1341 (446 amino acids)
Biological process (GO): biosynthetic process
Molecular function (GO): pyridoxal phosphate binding
Source: RefSeq, a predicted model, not a curated record